UCCGGAUUCUCUUUAGCACAUUGCUUAUCACAUAUCCACGGUACAUAAAUAUUUUCAAGCUAGACACACAACUAUCAAAGGUUGAACUUUACAACUGUUCUAUAAGGACUCCCACUUUUAUAAAUGGUGCGCUACAGCGUCGUCUCAUCGUAGUUUUUUAUUUCCAGAUUCUGAUUCAUUUCUUUAGUCAUAUUUAAAAAACUACUAAAUAUGAGCCAACUCUUAAAACAGGCCAGGGAGUUAUAUAAGGCCGAAAAGUUUGAGGAGUGUUAUAGACUUACUGGGGAACUGCUAGUUAAUUCACAAGAUUAUGGGACACUCGUUAUUCAUGGAGCCUGUUGCUCUCAAAUUGGAAACGAGAAGGAAGCGAUUGAAUCAUAUUUUUCCGCUCUUUCGAUUGAUUCUACAAACAACAUGGCUUGGAUUGGUCUUUACAAUGAAACAAAGAAAAACCCGGACAAAAAUCAAAGAAUUCUCUUAAGAGUAUGCACAGUACUAGUCGGAAAAUGCUCAAAAUCAGACCCCACUGGAAAAUAUUUAGAGUACGCAAAAACGCUUGUUCAAAUCGUGGUUCAGUUUCGACUACCAUUACCCUUUGAUUUUAAUGAAUUUAAUGAUAUAUGCGAAUUUGUUCUUGAACACGAUCCAGACAAUGUAUAUGCUCUUGAAGCUACUUUUCGUUUACAAAUCGAAUAUUUCUUAUUCUAUGGAUUUCCUGAAUUUAUUGACCAGAGUUUAUGUAAUAAAUUAAAAUUCAAGAAUAUAACGCAACAGUCAAGAGUACCCUGUAUCACUUCAUCAGCUGUGUACCUCAAACGAUUAAAACAAUUUGAACAAAUGUUAGAAACAAUACAACAAUCAACCGAUGUAACUAAAACAACUCAUAUUACACUAUGUUUGAGUCAGUUGUUAUAUCGUUUAUAUACUUAUUUCAUUCCCAAUUAUUCAUCAACCAAUAAUGUGGAUGAUGAUACUACAAAUUCUAGCAAUCAGAAUAAUGAAAAAUGCUCAGAUUUAUGGAAUCUUAUUCAAAGUGAUAUUAACAAACUUGAUUUCAAUGGAGUUGUUGGAUUUGUCAACUGUUCAAAGAAUGGAAUAAUUGAUCUUCAUGCUGGACUUUUGUAUGCAUUGGCGGCGUUUAAGCUGUAUCAAUUCAAGAGUUGUAAUGAGAUCAUUACUACAUUAAUAUCUUUUAUUGAUAGAAAUUGUACACAAUUUUAUUCAGAAUCUGAAAGUUUAUCUGAACCUAUAUCGAAAUUUAUCAAUUAUGCAUCAAAUUCAAAUUUCUCUCAUCGUACAUUAUGUACACCAUUUCGUUUCAAUUUAAACGAACUUGAAGAGAAUAAUUUACCAACAAAAUAUAAUAUUUAUAUAAUAAUUAAUUCUUGGUUACGGAUACUAAAUAUGGCGAAUAUUUGUAAUUCAGAAAUUUCUACAAAAAAUACCCAGGAAAAUAUUGAAGUGAUUACUUGUCGAUUAGCAAAUACAAAAUAUAUCCCGUCUACUUGGAUAGAAGUUUAUCAAACUUUGUACUUGGAAUACUACCUAAUCGUUAAUAAUUUAGAAGUGGCAUUCAAUAUUCUUGAAAAGUGGAAAAUACAUCAUGGUUGCCAAAUGAAUGAGACGAUCCCAAAUAGUAUUGAUUUAUCUCCACGUUUUCGAAUAUGUCUGAUAUGGUUAAAAGUAUCUAAGCUUAUUUCUACCAAGUUGAUGAAUGAUUCCGAUAAAACAAUGUCACAGCCUAUUGUGAAUGAAUUUUUAGAUUUACUUAAAACGAAUAAUCUUACCAUUCAUUCAGCUCGUUAUCAGUAUUUGAUUGGUUAUGUAAUGAAAAUGUUUUCACAAUCUAUUACAAAUUAUCCUGAAACUAUGGGUCGUGAUCAACAAUUAAAUGCAUUUUCUCUUGGUGUUCAAUUGGACAAGUGUUAUUAUGCGAAUUAUUUACAAAUAGGUCAUAUACACCGUGAAAUGGAGAGUUUUAAAGAGGCAUUGACAUUCUAUGCUGAAGCCUAUCGUUUGAUGCCUGGUUCGCCAGUUUGCGCUUAUUAUUAUUCAGUGGCAUUGUGUAGGCAAGAAGAAUGGGAAAAAGCUUUAGAUGUGUAUUCAUUUAUUGAUCAUAUUGAUUUCACAAAAGAUAUGUGGCUUAAUUAUGGCUUAAUUAAUUUACGUUUGGGUCGAAUAAACGACUGUUUACCUGCAUUACAACGUGUUGUUUUAGCUAAAAAUGACGCAUUAUAUUGGGAAAUUCUCGGUGAAGCUUACUUAUUUCGUAGAAGUUAUGAAACAGCGGUAAAAGCUUUCAAUCGUGCUUUAGACCUAGAACCGAAUCGACCAUUUACACUAGUUCUAUGUGGAAGAGCUUAUCGUCAUAUGAAUGAUAUUUACUCCUCACUUUGUUGUUUUAAUAAUGCACUAAAAAUGAUUGAAAAUAAUUACAUGAUUGAUCGAUUAUACAGAAAAUUCUAUGUCUUGAUUGUGAAAGAAUUAAUUGAAAUUCAUAUGUCCAAAUGUCAGUCUGGCAUGUAUCAAGGAUUUACUGGUCAGGCGUUGAACGAUUUACAGCAUACUUUAACCUUGUUAAAUAAGUUAUUGAAUUAUUUCGUCGGUUCUAAAGUUGUACCAUUCUGGUUUUUCCGAUAUACAGGUGAUAUUCUUAGCCUAUUGUCUAUGAUUGAUGAUCCUGAAUUAUUAAUCGAUGUUCCGACACGUUUAGUUUCUUUAAUGAAUGGUGCUCAGUGUCUAACUGAAUCGAAAGAGCCUACGGAAACGAUUAAAGUCAAUAUCGUCACAUGCCUUCACCUUGGUGGGAUUUAUUUAGCUUGUGCUCUUCGUACAUCUAUCAGUUCAGUUCGAUAUCCAUCACAUUCAUUAGAUCCAAAUGUACUCUCUAGCAAUAAGAAUACUGAAUCGAGUACCAAUACUACUACCACUACUACGGCAACUACUACAACGGAUCCAUUGAAGUUAUUAUUAAUAAGUUCUAUAUUAGUUAGUUUAGGUAUCAAUCAACUUAAUCAAGGUUAUUAUAUACAACGUAAUAAUAUUUCACAGGAAUCAUUAAUGACAACAAAUCAAUUGGAUCAUAUUAUUAAACCAUUCAAUUUCAUUAUAAUACCAAAUGAAUUAUUUUAUUUAUCUGAAUCAACUUUAAAAAAUGCAUUACAAUUAUUAGAAAAUUUAUCGAAUAUCUAUGAUGAAUUAUUAGAAGAAAUAAUAAAAGAGAAAAGUUUACUUGAACCAGGUACAAUAACAACUGAUGAUGAAAUUGAGGAACAAGAUAUACGUGAUCGUAUUGCUUUAAUUAAAAAACUUCAAUCACGUGCAUGGGCUGCAUUAGCUGGUGUUUAUUCAACAAGUGAUGAAAACUUGGAUUCAGAAAUCACCUAUUGUCUUUGCCAAGCAUUACUUUAUAAUCCUGAUAAUACCACCGUGAUGGUUAAUUUGGCAAUGCAACAAAUGAAACAGGGUCAAACUGAACUUGCAGUUAAUUUGGUAGAACAAGCUAAAGCGAUUGAUCCAGAUAAUUUUAGAGUUUGGCUUGUUUCAGCUCAAUUGACUGCUGUCAUGUCUGGUACUCCGUCGAUUGGUCCUGGUUUAUUAGUCAAUACGGAAGUAUUGAGUCAUUUGAUACAUGCUGCGUAUACAGGUUCAAAUUACCAAGUAGCGUCACAGCUUACACUGCAUCUGAUGCCUAUAAUUAUUGAAUAUGCUGGAUGUAAUUUCCUUUGUGAUCCAUCAGCGUCAUCUUGUCCAUCAAAAAGUAUGUCAGAAUUAAUUCAAGUUUUCGAUAAACGAGCACAUCUACGCCUAUCUAUCAAUGUGGCUAUAGAAUGCUUAAAUCGGGCUAUCGCUUUCCAGCCUAAUAAUAUACGAUUAUGGCAUAAUCGGGGUAUAUUACUCCAAUUAGUGGGAUAUUCUGUGCCCGCGAAACAUUGUCUUCAAAAAGCUGUUAUGUUAUUGAAUAAACAAAAUCAGUUAUCAUAUCGUGAUAAUCCAAAUGAAUUGGCAUUUUUCAGUCUUGUAUUAUCUCAUUAUUUUCUUAUUACAUAUAUUUGUGGAUCACCUGAUUGGAAAACUGCUGAUCAACUUCUUAAUUUAACUAAAAAUCCAAAUUCUACAUUUUGUCAUAGUUUAGCUGAGGCAUGCGCUAAAGGCAUUAUAUUUACAAUGCAUCCAGAUAAUCCACCACAAGAAAAUUUAUCACUAAUAUGUUUAACUGAAGAAAUUCAACGUCUUGUUAAUCAAGGAUCAUUAGUUACUAAAUCUGCAUUACAAUUUCAACCAAAUGCUGGUUUCUUAUUAUUAUUAGUUAUAAAAUUAAUCAAUUGUCCAUAUUUUGGUCCAAUACAAGAAAUUCAAAAAUUACACACUUAUUUAACCGGGAUUAUGAAACAGACCCAAUUAUCCACAUCAUCAUCAUUAUUAUCGUCUUCUUGUUCAUCAACUGAUCAAUAUUAUAAUAUUUCAUUACCAUUAGCUUAUAAUUUAAGUCAAAUUGGUGUACGUUUAGGUCAAGAUGUUGAUUGGUUAAUGAAUUCACCAUUAUGUAAAUUAAUUUUUGAAAUUUCAUCAAAAAAACAAAUGGAAUAUGAAAAUUUAUCAAAUUUACCAGAUUUAUUUACUAAUCGUAUUAGUGAUAAUUAUUUACCAUUAGGUGGACAAUUAACUGAAAAUGAAUUAAAUAAUUGGAUUAUGAAUAAUACAUAUUUAUCAUUAUGUUCUUCGAGAAAAUCUUCUGGUCUAGCAUAUAUAUCACGUUAUUUAAUUCAACGUCCAAAUGAAUCAAUUCGAUGGAUAUUUUUAUUUGCUUGGUUAUUAAAUAAAAAUCCAAUUAGUCAAAUUACAAAUUUAUCUACGAUUGAAUUAAAACAAAAUACUCUAAGUAUAAAUACUUCAAUGGAGACUACAUUAACAAUCUAUACAAAUUUAAUUAUUAAAUGUUUAUUAUGUAUUAAUCAGUUACGUAAUGAAUGUCCUAUGAAUUCAAUAUUUGCUACAGCUUUAGUCAAUUUUAGUUUAUGGUGGUUAACUGUGAAUAAAGAUUAUCAAUUAUCUAUACAACAUCAUGAUUUAUAUAUGAAUUUAUUGUUAAAUUUACGACGUGCUGCUAUUCUCUUCCCAGAUACACCGAAUAUAUUGUCAACAUUAAAGUUAAUAUCAGAAAGAAUCUAAAUUUAUUGUCCAGUGUUUUUUUCUUUUUUGAAUUAACAUUUUAAAGAAUCAUUAUUUGCAUGGAUUAUUAUUAUUAUUAUAGAAAGUGAAUCGCAUCACCGAUGUUUUUUAUUCCCCUUUCGUUUUUACAGAUUAUGCUUUUACUAUAGAGUUGUUGUUUUUUUCUUGUUGUCGUUGUCGUUGGUGGUGGUGGUGGUGGUGCAAAACGUCUUGUUUUAGAUUCAACUAUAACUAACAAAUCUGAGGUCGAUUAAAAUCAGUUCAUAUUGAUAUUAUUUGUUUAUUUAUUUAAACACAUAAACAUUGAAACAAGGAAACAUCAAGUAUACAUGUGCUACACUUUAUAGUUCGAUUUGUUUAAGGGUCACUCCCUGAGUCUUUGACCUAUAAGUCUAAUCUUAUAAUGGGCCUCCAAAUGCCCUGGUACGGCCGAGAGUGGGGAGAGUCCGCUCUCCCUCUCGAAAUGCUUUCACACGACCACGCGUAUACAGCCUCCACCAAACAAGUCCUACUCACUGCCUUCUCGUGGCGGGGGUGUUGUUUACGAAAUUGAGGGGACGGAAAGCGAAAGCGGAUGUUCGGCGCUUUAACCGGAUUCCAAACCAAUGGUGCACAUGGGCUCCAGUAUCCUGAAGGAACAAAUGGCGUAUGAACCAAUCGGUGGGACUCAUCUCCUCACGAUGCUUCACUGCCUUGUGGAUCAGACCUUUAGGCCAAAGGCUCGGGGUGUGGCCACCUAUGAAAGCCACCUGCUUCGAUCUGGACACCCGGGCAGUAUUACAGCACACACACACACAUGCAAAUAUGGUGUGGCGCAUAUCUAUUUGGUGCCCUCUUGUACCGAUAUUUAUGUGUUCAAAUAAAUAAUGAACAUGGUAAUAGAGUGACGUUAGGAGGAAAUGCAGUCGCAUAGUAGCCGGUGAUCAAAAGUAGAUUGAUACGACACUUGUUUCUUCAGGAUCCUGUAGUCCACAUUCACUAUUGGUUUAAAAUCAGGGUUUCUCAACUCCCCUAGGUGUGUCCUCUAUAUUCGCCAACCCGUUUAAAGCUUCAGACAUUCAGUUGUCGUCCUCUGAAUUUCGUAAACAACACCCCUUGCCACGAGACUCGCGGCAGUGAGCAAGACUUCCCUGACAGUGACUGUGCAUGUGGGAGCAUUUGGAUAGGGUAUAUAUAUAUGUAUAAUGUAUACUGAUUCAUAAUUUCAGGAUCCAAAAAUAAAUACUGGAAUUUUUGUAAGCUUUUGGAUUAAUUAGUCAACUCAGUCAUAUCAGAUACAUCUUACGAAAAUAUUUACCAGCAUAUAUGAAACAACUUAGAUGUUUUCUAGGUUGUAUUUGUUACAGACUGAUUUCAGUUUCGGAAUUAUUAAAAACCGGAGAGCACAAUAGAGCUUUCUUCUCAACAUUGCAUACCUAUAGCCCUGUCACAAAUCAAAAACCAUACCUUCGAGUAUUAUCUUUAAACCCUUGAGUCAGUAUCCACUGGUUUAUAUUUCCAAAUUCAAUCAUUUCACAAUAUUAUGAUCGGUGGUAAAUGUCUAAUUCACAUGGUCAGUUCGUGAUGCAAAUUGUCUUCAAUUUGAAUAAUCUUAACAAGUUCCCUGUUUUAGUAAUCAAGAUUGUUUUAUUCAGUCAUUAUGAUGAAUUCAUAUCACAUGAUAUAUGAUAUGAAGUUUGCUAUUCGAGCGGUUGUUGUUAACUUCUUGUCCGGUUUCUGUAUCUUCAGAUGACUUCUACAUACGAACCGGAACAAUAGAGAAAAGUGAAAAGUUAGAAAUACAAGCUUCACUUCAAGGUUCAUUCAUGUACAGAAACCAACGAUAUUUCUAGGUUUAUUAAUAAACCGUUAAAGUCUAGAAACGAUGAGACUAUUAUUUAUGGGCGAUAUUUGAGUGACCUUGAGAGUGUCCAUCUACUUACUAGGCCAUAAUGAAGGUUGUAAAUCUGAGAGGAAUUAGGAUUAUAAUUUACUGUCGAUGGUCAGCGUUAAGAAUUAGACAUAGGGUAUUUCAUCACGAAUUGAUAUAACCUAAAUGCUAUUUAGCCAAGUGGAUAGAUGGAAUUCGAACCAAAUCCAGGACCUAUUAACCCAAAUCUGAUUGGUUCGUCCAUAAAUCAUAGUCUUGCCGGAAGGUGUUUUCUCUUUUCAUCAAACAAAUUACAAUACCUGUUGUAUGAAGACCCUGCAAAGAUUCAUUUAAAGUAGGGUGAACAUAAAAUAGACACCAACUAUUUCUCAGUGGUUAAGUACUUGCACUAUUCAGUCGUAUUUCUCUAAAAACAAAACGUCAAAAGCUUUAAUUCGUUACAACAGCUCAUCUGACAAACAGUAUUUCUAUACUUCUGUCGGAUGUGUAUUGGAAUUUAUUCUUCUAUAUAAGUUAUACUAGUAAAGAAUUAAGUAAAAUCUCUUGUAAUGUUAGGCAUUUGAGAGGGAAUGAGAUUUAAAUAGUACCAAUGAAUAGACAGUUUACGUUGCAAUUGUGUUUACACUGUGGGCGACUGGAGAUAUAACUAUGUACGAAAUAUAUCUAGGAGGACUGGCUAGAACAUUAUAUAUAUAUAUAAUUCGAGCUUCAGCAUUUCCUAACAAUAUUGAGUUCGGUCAUCUACCAAAUAGUUUGUAAUUGGAUACACUCCACAUAAAGCAUAGUUUUCUCCAACGGAUAUGAAUGAUGUGUCACUUGAAGUACAAACUUCUUACAACCAUUGAUAUUAAAAACCAGUUACAGUACAAUACCAUUAAGUUACCGUUUUGCGUUGCUGCGCAAAUACUUAUUCCUAUUUAAAGCAACAGAAAAUCUUUCUUUCUGAAAACAAACUGUUUAAUUCAAUAUUAUUUACCAGUAUAGAGUUGUGAAGAUUGUUGAGUUUUGACUGAGAUCAUGAGUCAACCAAUUUUGGACCACAAUCGGUACCUGUGACCAAUGGAGCUAAUCCCUGUCGGGUGUGAGGCAGUUGUCCAACGAAGACAAUAAAAGACGAUCGUGCAAUUUAGUGGGUUUACUGAUGUAAGACAUUAAUACCGUUGCAUGCCAGCUCAGUAGUCAAGAGAUUAAACCGGAUAUACUGGGUUCGAGUCCCACAUGCGAGAUCGUGGAUGAGCACUGUUGAACCCCAUACUAGGACAAAACGACCAUCCAGUGUUUCGGGUUUUCAAUGGUGGUCUCAGUCAGCUACAACGUAGGACCAGGUACAUACAUGCAUCGAUCAAAGUUGCCAUACCACAUUAGCACAGCAAGAUGAACACUGGAUUCAUAGGAUUGGUUAAGUCAAUGGUGGUAAUAUAUAAAGGAAAGAUUGCAUAUAAGGAUAUAGUACGUAGAAAGAAAGAUGAAGCGAUUUUAAACUCUUAGUUUAAGGGAAGACAGAGUGUAAUACACCUACACCAUUGUGAUCGAUGCUGAGCCAUGUCACCCAGAGUCUCCAACCAUUGAUUACGAUAGUCACGCGGACCCCAACCGAGUAAUCUGCAACUACCAACAUGGCUAAGACUAGAAGUUAGUGACUUCAAGCGCUGAUCUGACGUUUUGUUUUGGCUGCCCCUAAAUUUCUUCCAACCAUCUUCAACACUGGUUAGCAUGGUGCUCUGACUUAGAUCGAUUCCUGAUCUCAAUCAAUACUAUUUCUUGAAAUAUUAUUUACAAAUGAAAUCCGCAUAACAACAUGGUAGAAUUCGUUGACAUUUGUGC
Messenger RNA from Schistosoma haematobium, 8866 nucleotides. RefSeq lists its product as uncharacterized. Gene Ontology annotation, cellular component: Ski complex. The transcript is spliced from 30 exons. The coding region runs from base 211 to 5172 and encodes 1653 amino acids. The record is from RefSeq and is a predicted model, not a curated record. Lineage: Eukaryota; Metazoa; Platyhelminthes; Trematoda; Strigeidida; Schistosomatidae. Gene Ontology annotation, molecular function: protein binding.